Plasmodium malariae is the source of this 471-nucleotide messenger RNA. Its product is annotated as cytochrome c2 precursor, putative. Gene Ontology annotation, biological process: mitochondrial electron transport, ubiquinol to cytochrome c; mitochondrial electron transport, cytochrome c to oxygen. The transcript has a single exon. Lineage: Eukaryota; Apicomplexa; Aconoidasida; Haemosporida; Plasmodiidae. The record is from RefSeq and is a predicted model, not a curated record. Gene Ontology annotation, cellular component: mitochondrial intermembrane space. Gene Ontology annotation, molecular function: heme binding; electron transfer activity. The coding region runs from base 1 to 471 and encodes 156 amino acids.
AUGAAAUUGAAUAAUAAUAAAAAGAAUGAUUUGUUAGACGACGAAUUUUCAACCACAUUUGUGUUACCCGAAGGGGACAAGGUAAAAGGUGAAAAACUGUUUAAAAAACAUUGUAAACAGUGUCAUUCAAUAGCUCCAGAUAAUAGUCAGUCAAAUUCGGGAUUUACAAGUUGGGGACCUUCCUUAUUCAAUGUUUAUAAUAGAACAGCCGGGAUGAGCAAAGGAAAUUCUCCAUUUCAAGUUUCACAGGAUAUGAGCUCGUCAGGAAUAAUAUGGAAUGAUAUAAAUUUACUAAAAUAUAUGAAAAAUCCAAAACAGUUCGUUGAAGCGAAUAUUGGUAUGAACUUCAAAGGAAUUUCAAAUCUUCAAGAUAGGGUUGACAUUGUGCAUUACUUAAAAACAUUGACUUAUGAAGACCCACAUGGGAAGGCAAUUGCGGAAAAAUAUUCAAAAAAUAAAAAGAAGAGUUAG